AUGCUGGGAUUUCUCAAGUGGGCUCUGGGGAAGACCAGAGUGUAUGGGUUAAACCAUGCGGUGCUCAACAUGAAGUUGCCGCCUGAGAGUAUGUGGAUGAACAUGGGAUAUUGGAAAAAUACUGGUGAUUUCCCGGAAGCUUGCCAAGCUCUGCUUGACCAGGUUCUAGAGACCGGUCUCGCCACGGAAAGGAGCCCGUCAGUGAGAAUAUUGGACGUGGGAUGCGGAUGCGGUGACCAGUCGGCAUACAUUGCAUCACUGACGUAUGGAGCAUUGGAUAAAACCCCCAACAUUGCUUUGACGGCCUCUGGAUCUGGAUUCAACUCUUCUGAUGGGGGCUCCGAUCCAGCCUUGCGACAUAUUAUUGGAAAAGAGUCGCUGAAGCCUCUUGUCAAUACCUACAUAGGGAUCACCCUGGAGCCUUCACAAGCACAAAUUGCCCGACAGCGAAUUCGCCUGCAGCAGAAGCGGAAUAAUGGGCAGGGGAGCUGUAGCUCCGCAGAUGUUUUCUGCGCCGACGGCGCUAAGCCCUCGAGUUGGACUGGAGAACUGCAAAAUUCAAUUUCCAAUAUUGUUGGAACCACACAUGACCCGGACACAUCUACCUGGCUUCUUGCUCUUGAUACGAUGUAUCACUUCCGGCCCUCACGUCUUCCCAUUCUUCAUUAUGCACGGAAUACCCUUCACGCCUCCUUCAUGGCCUAUGAUCUUCUUCUAGCUGAUAAUACAUCAUGGUGGCAACGUCUCAGGAUGCGGCUAGUGUGUUGGAUAACUGGCUCACCAUUCGGAAACUUCCUUACUCGGGAGGAGUAUGUGCGUCUUCUAGUGGCGGCGGGGUACGAGGCGUCCCAAAUCGAAAUCAAGGACGUUUCCCGGCAUGUUUUUGCCGGCAUAUCGGAAUUCUUGGGCCAAAGACUUCAAGAUGGGCAACCGUAUGGACUUAACGUGGGCAAAUUUCGGGGAGCUAAAUUGUUAUUCGGCUGGUGGGCGAGAAGCGGAGUUGUGAGAGGCGUGGUGGUGGUUGCAAGGAGAUCAUGA
Messenger RNA from Penicillium canariense, 1038 nucleotides. RefSeq lists its product as uncharacterized. The record is from RefSeq and is a predicted model, not a curated record. Bases 1 to 1038 code for a protein of 345 amino acids. The transcript is spliced from 2 exons. Lineage: Eukaryota; Fungi; Ascomycota; Eurotiomycetes; Eurotiales; Aspergillaceae.